AUGGCCGAGACUGAGACUCAAGUCGCAUCUGCGCGGCGCAUGUACGACGCCCGCGCUGCAAACUAUGAGCAAUCAUGGCAUCCUCACUACUCCGCCCGGUUCAUCAAGCUCCUUGACAUCCGCCCUGGCUCUCGGAUCCUCGAUCUCGCUUGCGGCACGGGUCUAGAUGCCUUUCUGGCCGCCGAGCUCGUUGGCGAGCAGGGACGGGUCACUGCGGUCGACGUGAGUGAGGGCAUGCUGGCAGUGGCUGCUGAGCGACAAAAGAGGGAUGUGAAGCUGGGCUCGCGGAUCGACUUCAUGCUCUACGAUGUGACGGAUUUAGACUCGAACCCGGGCAUUCCUAAGGCUAGUUUUGACUUCAUACUGUGCUCGAAUGCUUUCGUCUUGUUCCAGCACCCGGAGGAGGUAGUCAGGAGCUGGAGAGAGUACCUAAAACCUGGCGGCAUCCUCGCCGUGGAUGCCCCGCAUGAGCAAAAUUUCCCCUCUGGUCUCAUGAUGGAACAUGUUGCUGCGCAGUUGGGUCUCUUCUGGCCAUCGAAUAGGGCAUGGGUGAAAUCGAAGAACUCUUUUGUGCAGGUCCUGGAGAGUCGAGGUUUCGUCGUCGAUAAAGUCGUGGAGCUGGAGAACAUCAGCGGCGUGGAAUCGCCUUCUUUGAGUGUUGACCAGGCCGACGAGCAGUUUGAUCGCAUCAAGGCGAUUGUGCUCAAUGAGUCUGCUACAAUGGACGGACUUGAGGGCAGAGCGAGGUCGAUCUUUCGGGAGGAGUUUGCCCAAGCGGCGGUGAAUGGGAAGAUAGAGUACGUGGACUCGCUAUAUGUGUACAUUGCACAUAGGCUUUGA
Molecule: messenger RNA, 840 nt
Organism: Thyridium curvatum
Lineage: Eukaryota; Fungi; Ascomycota; Sordariomycetes; Thyridiales; Thyridiaceae
Exons: 1
Coding region: 1-840 (279 amino acids)
Source: RefSeq, a predicted model, not a curated record